AUGACGAGUAGUGCGUACGAAGACGGCUUGUUUCCGCCUGGUGCAGUGGAGGGAAUGUCUGAAAAUGAAGGCGCGACCAACAGACAAACAACGGAACACGUGGGAGCGAAAAAGUCGGCCGAAUUGAGAGCUCACAACAACACCGCCAUCACCACCACCACCACCCCUGCUCGCCACAACUCGCCCAACGCAAAAUCAGCAGGCAACGGCGCCGACCUCACUAACCAGGGUUACAUUGACUCCGCUAGUUUAAACGUGACACAUGACAAUGUAGGUCGCCGUGAUCUUACAGAGCGGCAGUCGGAGACUGGUUUCGAGAAGCUUAACCGAACGCAGGAACGGGCAGACCCAUGGCAAGAACAACAGAAACGCGCGUUGAAGGUCGCGUGGGCAAGCCCCACGGCAGACCCUCCCUCCCACCCACCCACACGCAAACACAAGGUGGAAUUAGAGCGCACGCUCGGCCACGUGCGCGUGCGAGAUUGCACGGCAGAGAUUGCGUUGGAACGGCUGCUGGCAGAGGGGACAGAGAGGAUGGGUUGGGAUGGGAGGGGAGCAGCAGCACACCGCCCCACCACCAACCUGUCAACGCGUAGCGGUCACUCCACCGCCUCCGCCACCACACCGCCAACACCCCAGCCACCACCCGUGUCCACCUCGGACGAGCAGGCGCGCUAA
Molecule: messenger RNA, 678 nt
Organism: Mesocestoides corti
Lineage: Eukaryota; Metazoa; Platyhelminthes; Cestoda; Cyclophyllidea; Mesocestoididae
Source: the annotation of a GenBank genome assembly